Messenger RNA from Scheffersomyces stipitis CBS 6054, 1294 nucleotides. RefSeq lists its product as uncharacterized. The coding region runs from base 1 to 915 and encodes 304 amino acids. The transcript is spliced from 2 exons. The record is from RefSeq and is a predicted model, not a curated record. NCBI's taxonomy places the organism in Eukaryota, Fungi, Ascomycota, Pichiomycetes, Serinales, Debaryomycetaceae.
AUGAGUCGUUUGCUAACACUAAGCGUCUUUAUGAGCAUUCUAUUCUGGAUAGCUACGCCCGUAGCAGCGCUAGGGCUCACAGUUCCGCCCGUGAAAAGCGGCGACACGAAAAACUACUCGUCACGAGAGAAUCUCCGCAACUGCGUCAGCUACCAAACAGUGAAAGAUGACAUCAUUUUGGUGCGUGUCAAAAGUGGAACUAAAGUUGCUUCCCAGAUGUUGAACCUAAACGUAUUUGAUGACGAGAACAACAAGUUGCGAUUUGAGCGCGACAUUUCCAACGAAAUCAGCAUUAUGUUCACCAACUUGAACAAUCCUCGUAAUUCCGACUUCCAGAACGAGGCCGGUGUCAUUGACCAGAUCAAGCGGUCCAACAUUAUGAACGAGGUGGACAUGCAGAAGGAACACAAAAAGAAUAAGUACAAUGAGUUGAUCAACAGCGACAAAGGCAAGUCUUUAGUGUAUAUCUGCUUUGACAAUUUGUAUGCCGACAAGUCAUGGUCGUACAAUGCCGAAUCGCGAGACGUAGAAUUGUACGUUGACAUCAAAAACAUGGAAACUAUCCAGCAGACCAACUACAACAACUUUGCCCAAUAUUUCCUUUCGCUUAGGCAGCAGGAAAUCAAACGUAACGGUGGCGAUGCAUCGGGAUCAAAGGAGUUCACUCAGGAGGACUUUGAAAAGGAAGUUCAAUUCCUCAAAACCGAGUUAGACAAUGUCGUUGUCAACUUGCAGAACUCGGAAUUGAUUCUCCAGAACUUGAUGGAAGCUGAAUUCCGCUUGCGAGAUGUCAACGAAGACAUCUUCAGUGCAUACACCACGGUUUCUAUCGUCCUUAUCUCAUGUAUAGUGUUGUUCGGAUUGGCCCAGACCAUCUACUUCCGGUUCUACUUGAAGAAAAGAAGGUUGUUGUGAUAUCAAUUGCAAAGCCUCAGACAAUCAAAUCGUUAUUUAUUCUUGAUUUCAAUUCUUCAUACUCCAUAAUCGUCAUGGUUCGGUAUCUUGUUAAUGUUACCUCUAGCCACCGUUCCGAUGAUUGCUAGCAUCUUGUCUAUUAUAUAAAAGACACCCUGUAUAACUAGUUAGAAUAUCAGGUCUAGUGUGCACGAGAGAAGGUGUCUCAUAUUAGCAUAUUCUAAUAUCAUAGAUUCAUAAUAUCUUACUUCAGAAUCUAUGAAUAUAUGCUAUUUUCGUAGAUUCAUAAAAUGAUAUGUUUGAUACAACAUUCUAUGGCAAUAUGCUAUGUUAUUUAUUCGUGGCACUAUUUUGUACUAUCAUCUAUGUUCCAUAUUCU